UGACCUUGAGAUAAUGGAGGUCAUUGAUCGGCGGGAUUUCAAAGAUGUCGGAUGUGGAUUCACAGUUCAAAACAACCGCUGCUUCCCUAAAAAAGGCACAAGAAGUAGCAGAUCAAGUUAAUGAGAAGUUACCCAUCAACCUGACAGGUCAUGAUGUGGAGCAGUACCCUGAGUUUGUGAAGCUGCUGCAGGGGUUGAAUCAACAUCUCACAGAGAAGGGAAUCAGUCGUGCCGUACAGAAGGAUCUUGUGCAGGCAGAAGAUGCCCUGAAGCAGGAAAAGCAUGCUUGGCUUCAGUUUCACAUUCUUUACCUAGAACUUCAAGAGUUGAUUCUGGACUUUGAGAUCAAAAGUCAAGACAUGGCCCCCAGUUCAGCAAGUAGCCAGUAUUAUGAAGCCCUCAAAGAUGUGGUGACGCUGGCAGAGUUAGGCGACUACCUGAACUGCUCCCUCCAAGCUGACAAUGAGGCCACGCUACUGGGACUAACACAGGAAGGUCUGCAGAGGAUGAACCCAUACAAGAAAGAUAUGAAGGCAAUACAGCAAAAACUUGUCCCCGAAGUUGAGGACCGACUGAGGAGGAAAUGUGAAAAUCUGGUGGAGUUUUAUGAGCCGUUACAUGACAAAGACAAGGAGAAGUUAACAUUUGCCAAGGCCUUCCAGCUUCCUGCUUUUCUGGAACCUGAGAUACAUUCUAUAGAGGAAGAGAAAAAAUUGCUGAAGAAAGAAAAAAGCAUCAGAGAAAAACAUUUCAGGAAGUAUUACCAGACUCUCCUUGAAUCUCUGCACAUACUGGAGGAGCUGAUCACUAAACACAGGCUACAGUCUCAGACAGAGAAAGAUGGCAUCUUGACGGAAUGGAUGGCAGCAAGGUGCGAUGCCAUGUGCUUGAAAAUAAGGAUGGUCGAGAUGCAGAUUCUGUGCGAUACCUACCACACGGAGUCUGUACAGGCACUGAAAGCUGUCAGCGAAAACCUUCAAACUGCUGUACACGAUCACAAGGCUGAGCUGCACCAAGUCAGUCAAGCACUGACGGCCUACGAGGCAGUAGGAGCUGGAUUUGAUGAGAUGGUUUCGGAGUACGCCAAGUUACGAGACGAGGUAGAAAACAAACGCUGGGCCCUGACAGAACUGCAGCAAAGUCUGGAGGAUGACGGGUGAUCUUGAUGACUGUUUUCUUCUGCAUUAUUUCAGCCUACACAUGUAUCUUUCAACUCGCAUAUUUCUAGUUUUUUGAAGAGAUUGCCGCAGGUGUCCUUUUAUUCUGUGUAUUGCUACAAAGUAUCAUAUGUUCCAAUUUGGUGUAGUGUAGGCGUAAAGCAUACAGAGCUUAAGUCAAUGAAUCUCGUAUUCCUGUGUGUGCAAGUAUAACUUAGAUGACAUACAGCCAUUGAACUAUAACACGGCUGCAACAAAGCAUUGAGGAAGACAUCUGAUAUAUAUAUCCACUGCUGAGCAGUGAGAAGUUUCUCAACUUGAAUAUUAAGUACAGCCAUUAUCAGCAAUGGCCCAGUUGCCCCUGACUGGCAGUGCUAGUCCCCAUUUCCAUACCUAGAUCGAUCUAACAGGAUCGACCAAUUUCCAAGGGGAGGGACUCUGGCUAAAUCGGCUUAAGCAGCUUAGAUGUCUGGGAUGAAUACUGAAGCUGCUAAAAGAAAGUUAAUUACCCCCUAACAGCUUCA
Molecule: messenger RNA, 1681 nt
Organism: Lingula anatina
Lineage: Eukaryota; Metazoa; Brachiopoda; Lingulata; Lingulida; Lingulidae
Product: HAUS augmin-like complex subunit 4
Biological process (GO): spindle assembly; centrosome cycle
Cellular component (GO): HAUS complex
Molecular function (GO): microtubule minus-end binding
Source: RefSeq, a predicted model, not a curated record